GCUGACAUUUGCCAAGCGUUUCUCUGUUUGCUCUGUGAUAGUGUGACAAUGCGAGGCCAGGCGAGGCGUUCUGGGGGGCGUUGCGGAGUGUCGCUAGUAAUCAGCUAGUAUAAUGUAGAAAAGACUGAGGGGCUUCAGUUAUAAGCAGAUUACAUAAAGGUGUAAAGGCAUGUGGGGUUUAUUAUCUCCGUUGAUAGAAAUUGGGGCUGGCACUUUGAAAAUUUCGGAACGGUGACAGGUAACAUUGUAGAAAAUCGGGAGUACUAGAUUCACACUUGCAGAAAAGCGUUCCUUCUGGCGGAAGACAGUCUCGAAACACUGAUUAGUUGUAGAGCGACUUCUUGAUUUAAAAACAUCAGAAAUAAUCGUUGUGGAUUCAAAGUAAUCUUUCUAUCAUCAUGGAAGAAAAUAUUGAUUCAUUAGAAGAUGAAAACGGUUCGUUUCCACAGCAUCUGGAAGCAGAUGUUGUGCAGGAAGUGUUGAAAAGUGGGACAGACCUUAGACAGUAUUCUUUACAAAUUGAAAAAAAAUUGAAAGAAGUAGAAAAUAAAUCUAUUCAAGAUUACAUUAAAGAAAGUCAAAAUAUUGCUAGUUUGCAUAAUCAGAUUGCAGCUUGUGAUAGUAUACUGGAGAGAAUGGAGUCAAUGUUGCUAUCAUUUCAAUCUGACCUAGGAAGUAUUAGUAGUGAAAUUCUGUACCUUCAACGGAAGUCUGUAUCUAUGAGUCAACAGCUAAAUAACAGACAAGGCAUUAGAGGACAGCUGAGCCAGUUUAUUGAUGAUAUUGCGGUGUCAGAUUCCUUAAUGGGAGGAAUAUUGGAGAGCCCAGUCACAGAGAAGGAUUUUGUGACCCAGUUAGCCGUUUUAAAUCAUAAAAUUAAUUUUGUUAAAGAACAAAGUUUCAAAGAAGUGAAGGCAUGCAGUGAUGUUAAAGAUGUUCUUGAGAAAUUGAAAAUUAGUGCUGUAAGCAAAAUUGAAGUUUAUCUCCUUGAGCAAAUUUAUAAAUUUCGUAAACCACUAUCGAAUUACCAAGUGCCUCAAAAUACAAUGUUGAAAUAUAAAUUUUUUUAUGAGUUUUUAUUGACACAUGAACGAUGUGUAGCACAAAAGGUUCGAAAGGAAUAUGUGGACACUAUGAGUAAAAUAUACUAUUCAUAUUUUUCAACAUACUCGAAACGAUUAAAAGGUUUGCAGUAUGAGGACAGUGCUACUAAAAAGGAUCUAAUGGGAAUUGAGGACACUGCUUCUAGAGUUCCUUUCAUGAAGUCUUCUUUGAAACAAAAAAAUACGGUUUUUACUAUUGGAAAUCGGGGUGAAGUGCUUGCCACCCAGUUUGAAGCACCAAUUAUAGUCCCCCAUGCUGCACAAGAACAGGAUAUGAGAUAUCCAUUUGAAGCACUCUUUCGAAGUGAGCAGUAUGCACUGGUGGACAAUGCUUGUCGUGAAUACUUAUUUGUAACUGAAUUUUUUAUGGUUCGAGGGACACAAGCUCAGGAUUUGUUUGACAAAAUACUUGGCAGAACAUUAAAUUUGCUUGUGGAAAAUUUGGAGAAAUUUGUUCAAGAGUCCUAUGAUGCUAUAGCGUUGUUCCUCUGUGUGCACUUGGUAUUGAGAUAUCAGCUGCUAUGCCAUAAACGAGCUGUUCCAGCAUUGGAUCGUUAUUGGGAUGGGCUUCAAGCUUUGAUUUGGCCACGAUUUGAGAGAAUUAUUCGUAUGAAUAUUGAAAGUGUUCAGAACUGUGAUACCCUGAAGUUCAGCAAAGAAUUAAGACCACAUUAUAUUACUCGUCGCUAUGCUGAGUUCAGUGCUGCUAUUGUGAGCAUCAGUGAAACCUUUCCCAAUGAGUUAGUUAAUCGGCUUUUAGCGGAACUUCAGGAACAAGUUGAAUUUUUUAUUUUAAGAAUGGCUGCUAUAUUUCCUCAGCGAAAAGAACAGUUGAUAUUUUUAAUCAACAACUACGAGAUAAUAUUGGGUGUACUUAUGGAGAGAACUAGAGACACUUCAAAAGAAGCAGAUAGUUUUCGUGACCAACUGAAUUCGUGUAGUAAUGAAUAUGUUGAAGAAAUUUUAUCUCCUCAUUUUGGUGGAAUUAUGCAGUUUGUGAAAGAAGGUGAAGCUCUCCUAGAGAAAGGCCAGACCGAAGACUUGAAAGCCCAAGAAGGCAAAGCAUUGGCUCUUGUGCAAUCGUUUUCAAGCAAUUGGAAACAAUCGUUAGAAGAAUUAAAUCAAGAAGUUCUUACCUCUUUCCCAAGCUUACUGACAAGUUCUUCUUUGUUGCAAUUAGCCUUCAAACAACUUGUGCAAUAUUACCACAGAUUUCACAAGCUCCUCUCCCCCACUGCAAGAGGUCAGUUGACCAACAUUCACCUCAUUAUAGUAGAGAUAAAGAGGUACAAGACCAAUUUUUGAAAAUUAGUUUUAGCCUUACUGCUGCAAAGGUAGGAAAUUCAGUCUUGGCCAAUGUGUUAUGUUUUAUAAUGGCUACCAAAAGUCUUCUAGCAUUUUUAAUUUAUUUCACCAUUGUUAUUAAUGUACAUAAAUAACCAAAGAGUUAAUUUAUUAACUGUCAAGACUAAUGGUGUUUUAUGCAAAUUAUGUGUGUAAGGACAUCAACAUUUUUUGCUAAAAAGUUGUCCUGCAGUAAUUUGAAAACUGUUGAAUCUCUAUCCUAUUCAAAUAAAUGAUUUGUGACGUAGUAUGUGAAACUGUGAUUUUCUUUAUUUUCUUUUGAUACGAACUGUGAGACUAUUCAUGGGUUAUGGUUACACGAUUUACAACAGGAAGCAUUUGUGUGUUACUUAAUGUUUGUAUUGAUCUCAUGAAGAACAUUGUACAUCUCCAAUAUCUUUUAUUGAAUUUUUGUUCUGCCAAGAAGUUACACAUUUUCAUUCAGAAUUAGCAAUCACCAGAAAUCUUGUAUAUUAGAUACUAUCUGGUAAUAAAAGUAUUUGUUGAUUGAAUCUGUUGAUUGAAUUCAUACUAUUUUUCAAAUACUUUAUUUUUUAUAUAUAUUUAUUUAUUUAUUUACAUGACAUCAAAAAGUUAAAAACUGUGUGACAUGUUAUGAGCAAGAUGCAAUCUAUGCAUGGUUUCUUGACCCGUGGGAUCUCUGCCUUAACUCGUAAACAUAAUAAGUUGAAUAAUUAAUACAAGUAGCAUCAAGCGUUUUUGACAAGAAUUGGUAUAAAAAUUUCUGUAUCAGCUAACAGCAAAAUUGCAAAAAAAUGCUUAUAUUUCAUCUUUUGAAUUUUGAUAGGUUGUAUAAUAUAAAUAUCAUAUGCAUGACAUUAUCUUACGUUUAAACAUUAGUUUUAUAUUUGUUAAAACUGUGGGUAAUGGCUUGGGGCAUGUUAUUGCCCCAAGGUCUUCAAUUAUUUGAAUAACUACAUUCCCCACUGAGUUCACGAACGCAUACACAGGUAAUAGAGCUACCUUUAUGUUCAGAAGAAGCCAUCUCAACAUUUACUCAAAGGCUUGAAGAUUCUACAAAAAACCCGAUUGUAAUGGAGCCAUUUACCUAGAAACCGAUGUACAAUAAUUGUAUUUAGUCAUUUUAAAUUAUACCAUCUAAAUGGGAAAUAAUACAUUCAAUAUCAUUGCUAAAUUUAAUAUUAUUUUCCUUUUUGUUGCUCAACAUGGUCUAAUUUUAUAGAAACAAUUAUGCAGCAGAAAAGAUUUUACUUGUCUACUGAUUUCAAUCGUGUAAUGUCAUUGCCAUGAGCAAUGUUUAGUAAAAUAAUGUACAUAGAUUAUUUGUGAAUUUCUUGUUGUGAGUUGUUGAUUAUGAUACCUUAUAAAUACGAUUACUACGUCAAGUGAGGCAUCAGUAUCACCCUUGAGGUAGUCAUUUUUGGCAAAAAACACUAAUUUGUAAAUCAAUGGUGAAAUUUCUAGCAUAGUAAAGAGAGGCUACAAGAAUUACAUGGGUGGGAUUUGCUUUUUAUUCAUACAAUUCUUUUCUGUAAUCUGUCUCGGAGCAUAGGAUGCGUUUUCCCAGAAUAUUAUUCCCUAUCUCAAAUGGGAAUGAACAUUUGUAAUAUAUAUGCAGUGAACAGUGUAAAUGCCUUGUGAAUUUGAAAGAACUCUUAAUUGUGUAGCAUAAUGAACUUGAUUUUGUCUUCAAUUCAUUUAAAUGGAUAUUCCCUUUGAGGUUUGACUGAAUUAAGAGACCAAAACAUUUUGUUAUAUUAACAUCAGUCAGUGACACAUCAUUCAUAUUCAAUGCAAUGUACAAUUGUUUAUUUGAUACAGAAAAGUAGGUUGAAACUGUUUUCCCAUCUUUCACUAUAAUUUGUAUGACAGAACCAAUUUGAAAUAUCUGAUAUUGUAUUAUUUCCUUUUUUUUUUAUUGCAAAGGACUUGAUUUAUUUGACUCUGUGAACUGACCUAGUGCCUAAAUAAAGUUAGAUUAUUGUCAGAGUGAAAAGUAAAAGAUAUAAUUUUGAAAAAGUGUGUGAUGCAAACGACCAAAUUCCUUAAUGUAAUCUUCUUUUUUUAAAAAAAAAUGUUUAUUAAUAGUGAAUAUGUUGAAGUUUAGAUGAAGUUAAGGUUAAAUGAUAUGAGGAAUAUCUCAAACAAUAUUGAAGUGUACAGAACUAUGAAGAUGCAAGAGUUAUUCACAUGCCCAAUAUAGUUCAUAGACAAUUCUCUUGGUGUGUUUAUGAUUGCUAGUUACAUUAUUGCUACUGUGUUUGGUUCUGAAAUUGUGGUGAUGUUGUUGCUUAAGUAUUAGAUUUUAUUUUUAUUUAUUAAUUUUCUGUCUGGCUUUUAUUCUUUGGUCUAGUUCUAAUGGUAGGAUUUUCUCUUUUUCAUGGAAUGCUUUUUUUGAAGACCUGUUAUAUGAGACCUACUGUCUUACUAGACCAGAUAUUUUCUAUAUGAAUCUGCUGAUGGUAUAAUUAUUGCCUUUUCUACAUUUCACACAGAGUGCAGUCAGGGUAGUAGAAGAUUUAUUUGAACUUAUAUGAUUUUUUGUUUAGGAACUCUUCUGAGAUUGUCACACUUAAUGGACAUUUUUAGGCUUUUGUACAAUAUUUACUGACUCUAAUAGAAAAUGCAUUUUCUUACAGAUGUGGAUCCACGAUGUUAUUGAAGUAGUUAAAUGUAUUGUCACUGUAUUUUCAGUGUUAAUGUCAAAAGAGUAAAAUAGUUAUUUGCCCAAAAAUCCAAGGACCACUUAUUACCCCAAUUCUCUAUUUUUUAACCUGAUCACUGGUUUUGCUGUCGAGGGGUGUUAAAAACACGGAAGUAAAGGAAUUAUUGCUCCCCCUUUAUUACAUUCAGUGAAAUAUUUUACAUAAGCAGCGUCACUGCACUUAUUUUACAAUAUCUAUUUAAAUUUUGCACAUCCAAUUCUUUCUUUUGUUGUGCUU
This is a messenger RNA of Gryllus bimaculatus (two-spotted cricket), 5371 nucleotides long. The record is from the annotation of a GenBank genome assembly. Lineage: Eukaryota; Metazoa; Arthropoda; Insecta; Orthoptera; Gryllidae.